AUGUGGUCAAUUCUUGUCUUCCUUGUUUGUGUGUGGGCAACUGCUGCUCAGGUUGUCAGACCUGGUGGAUGUCCAAAGACUGUCACUCAAACCACACUCGAUUUACCACAAUACCUCGGAAACUGGUAUGAAAUCUACAAAUUUUGGGCAAUUUUUGAAGUUGGACAAAAAUGUGUAGAAGCCAACUACCAAAUUAAGAACAACAGUCAUAUUAGAGUGGAUAACGCAGGUGUCAGAUCUGGCAGCAAAGUAGAAGCAAUAGGUGACCUCUAUAUGCCAGACACUAACCAUCCUGCUAAUUUAAAAGUCAAAUUUGCUGAAAGUGCUCCAUAUGGAGACUACUGGGUAUUAGACACGGAUUAUAAAAACUAUACAUUGAUUUACUCAUGCGGUCCUUUCCUUGGACCACUCGGACAUGUAGAGUUUGCAUGGAUACUAAGUAGACAAAGGACUCUGGAUCAAUCUAUUGUGGACAAACUUAUGGCCAAGGCCAAAGCUUUUGGAAUAGACAUAGGUCAUUUUUCAAAGACCGAUCAAACUGGAUGUUAAAAGACAAUUAUUUUUUGUGAUAAUUUAUUCCGUUUUAUAUCUUUGUUAUUUCUAAAUAAAAUCAUUUCUAAAGAA
This is a messenger RNA of Mytilus californianus (California mussel), 624 nucleotides long. Its product is annotated as apolipoprotein D-like. Bases 1 to 549 code for a protein of 182 amino acids. Gene Ontology annotation, molecular function: lipid binding. The record is from RefSeq and is a predicted model, not a curated record. The transcript has 4 exons. Lineage: Eukaryota; Metazoa; Mollusca; Bivalvia; Mytilida; Mytilidae. Gene Ontology annotation, biological process: lipid transport; tissue regeneration; brain development.